This is a messenger RNA of Phycomyces blakesleeanus NRRL 1555(-), 441 nucleotides long. RefSeq lists its product as hypothetical. Lineage: Eukaryota; Fungi; Mucoromycota; Mucoromycetes; Mucorales; Phycomycetaceae. The record is from RefSeq and is a predicted model, not a curated record. Gene Ontology annotation, molecular function: nucleic acid binding. Bases 1 to 441 code for a protein of 146 amino acids. The transcript is spliced from 4 exons.
AUGAGGGGAAAAAAGGAGAGAGGGGGAGAUUUAUCCAAAACUGGUCUUGCUGCCUUUGAGGAUAAGGGUAAACCUGACAAAAUCGACCCAAAUCUCGUCCGCCGUAUUGUCGUGAGGGAUCCCUUGCCUUGUACAGUCUCUAGCAAUAUGUACAUUGUUGAAAGCAUCAUGCUUCAUUUACAAACAGGAGUAACCUUCUCUAAAGAAAAAAAAAAGACACAUCAUGGUGCGGGGAUUUUUUCUUCUUCUUCCAAAGGACAUAAGAAGAUUGGGAAGAUCGAUGAGAACACGGACAGUACAAAAUAUAUGACCGUUCUUCAGCAGGGUCUUCUGGAAGCGUUAGAAAAGCAAAAUAUGAACAAGUAUGAAAUCAAAUUUUUGCAUAAUAACGCAAAAUCCCACGCGGCAGCCAGCACCAAGCAGGGACCAAAGAAAAGCUAG